Messenger RNA from Protobothrops mucrosquamatus (brown spotted pit viper), 6214 nucleotides. It is a transcript of the gene ZNF106, whose product is annotated as zinc finger protein 106. The coding region runs from base 122 to 5740 and encodes 1872 amino acids. NCBI's taxonomy places the organism in Eukaryota, Metazoa, Chordata, Lepidosauria, Squamata, Viperidae. The transcript has 22 exons. Gene Ontology annotation, molecular function: SH3 domain binding; RNA binding. The record is from RefSeq and is a predicted model, not a curated record. Gene Ontology annotation, cellular component: cytosol; membrane.
GGCUGCACCGGCAAUGGGCGGGGUUUCGGUAGCCCAUCGUGUUGGGUGAUGCGCUCGUUCUUCGCGGCUGGAUGAGGCGGAUAAGAUCUGGAUCGGGUAAGAUCUUUUUCAAGGAUUCACUAUGGUCCGAGAACGAAAAUGUAUAUUGUGUCACAUCGUAUACAGCUCAAAAAAGGAGAUGGAUGAGCACAUGAGAAGUAUGCUUCAUCAUCGGGAACUUGAAAAUCUCAAGGGGAGGGACAGCAAUCACGAGUGCCAAGUGUGCAGGGUGACAGUGGUGGGCUUGUCAGCGUACGCCAAGCACAUCUCCAGCCAGUUGCACAAAGACAGCGUUGAAACCCACGAUGCCGAGGAAGAAAAAGAAAAGACCGAUGAAGAAUACUUUGACAAGGAACUUAUCCAAUUAAUACAGCAAAGAAAUGAACAAAACCGGACAAGUGAAUUGUGUCACGUAAACUGUGAAGCAGAUGGUGAUGACAGGAGAUUGCGAAGGCAACAAAAUGACAGACUCUCUUAUCAAGACCGAGAUUGUUAUGAUACAACAUCAAGGAGGCAUCAUGGACCAUCACAGAGGGACUGGAACUGGGAAAAGGAUAGUUUCUUAAAUUCCAAGCAAGGAAAAUUCACUCACUCUGCCAGGAAUUCUACUAAUUCAAACAGACAUCUCAGCAGCCAAAGAGGACGACUUGGGUGGCAUCAAAAUGGUUCCAGAGGACAUCCAGGUCAAUACCAUAACCAUGGAAACAUUGGCGGUAUUUGGCAUCAGAAUGACAGAGGUGGAACAUCAGGUUGGCCUCAUCAUGAUAGAGGAAGAAAUUUCAGUUGGAGUUCUGAAGCAAAUAAUAUAUUUUCCAACUGGCAGUCCAAAACUGUAGGGGGGCACCGGAAAUCUGUUCAACAAAAUGGAAAUGGAUGGAACAUUGGACGAAACAGAGCUGUAAACAGUACUUCUCAGGUAGACAACAUGGAUACUUCCUGGUUAAAAAUAAAUAGUAUACAGGAUAAAUACAGCAAUGAAAAUUAUACAUGGCAAUGGCAGGAGGGUGUGGCAAAUUAUACCGGUCUUGAUAAUAAAAUUGGCAACCCUGACUGGUCAUUAGAUUUCACGAGUGAUCAGCUACCUUCAGAUCAGUUACUAAAUUUUAGUGUUUCUAAGCAUCCAGAGAGUAAGAAUUCCAAAGUCAAUAGAAAGUGCAGUAGUCCUUCUCGAGAAAAGAUGAACCGGUGGUCUCCUUAUCCUUUCCAGAAAACUGUAGAGCAGCAGCCACUGUCUGAAGAGAUGGUAGCUAAAACAUCAGAGAAAACAUCGUCUCAGCUGUCUUCAGAAUCAGCAGAUCCUAAAGCCAACAACCCUAAAAUGAAAAAAUGGGAAGAGAGUUAUUCAAUAUCUUCAACUAACAGUAAAACAUCCCUGAAAGUGGCACCAGGCAAAGCGCCAGCGGCCUGCCCAGGGGAGAACAAAUCAAGUAAAGCUGAAAGCAAAAGUAACAAGAUGCCCUCCUUGAAGUCCCCACUUCUAGCUAUUCCAGAUAUUAAAUCCUCUUCCAAAAAAAAAAAUUCAAAGAAUCUCUUGAAACGUGCCCAUGUCUCCUCAUCUUCCGGGGAAGGCCAAAGUCAGCUGAGUACAGAGGCUAGCAAUUUCUCGAAUAAAUCCAAGCUGAACAAUAAUGCAUGUAACUAUAGCAGUUUAAAAGAGAGCACACCUCUAUUGAGCAGCAACGAAAGCCUAAACAAAGCAUUAGAAAAGGCCAAAGAUGAACUCCAGUAUAAUCGUUCUUUUCAGAAGUCCCAUUCAAGUUCUAGCGGAGAUGCUCAGAUUGAUAGGAAAGAAGAAUGGAAAACUGAAGAUUUGAAGAUACAUGAAGUCCAGAUGAAAGGAAUAGAGAACAAUUACCAAGGUAAUAAACCAGGAAACAUAAAUACUUCCCCAAAUUCUUAUUCACCUUAUGGCCUUGCUGAACCUGAUCACAUUGCAGCUAAAAAUGAUAACUGUUUAAAUGAAUUGAAUGGUGCUAAUAAAAAACACAUUGAACUCCGAAAGGAGACCCUAGACUCUUUGUCAAACUAUCCCUGUGAGUUAGAUAUUGAGUUGAAAACAACUCUGGAAGAAGAUGGGGAUGAAGAUGUUACAAAAUCAAAUGAUGCUCCCGAAAAAGAAGAUGAUAGAGAUAAUUCAAAUCACGAGCUGCUCAAAGGUACUAUAGGGCACUCUACAGGUCCUCUUCUUCCUGAACUGAGUAAACUUGGGUUCCCAGCUUCUCUCCAAAGAGACCUGACAUGGCGCACUAGCUUAAAAAAUAAAAUUAGCUCUCAUUUGCCUGAGCCAAAUCUCAAUAACGCAAGGCGCAUUCGAAAUGUGAGUGGUCACCGGAAGAAUGAGACGGAAAAAGAAUCUGGACUGAAACCUACUUUGAGGCAAAUGAUCAGUGUGUCUCGUAGAAAUGUAAACUGGGAACAGGUUAUUCAGCAGGUGACAAAGAAAAAACAAGAACAAGGCAAAGGUUUACCAAGGUUUGGCAUUGAGAUGGUUCCACUCAUCCAGAAUGAACAAGAAGGCCUUGAGUUGGAUGAAGAAGUCGACUUCACCAAUCUUGAAGGAUUCCAGUGGGAAGGGAUAUCUAUAGGUUCCCCAGGAACAGUUAGGAAACGUAGCCUGUCAGAAAGUAGCGUGGCGGUCGAGAAGAUAGCCUCCAUUUACAGUUUCUUUAAUAAUCAAGGCACAAGUAAAGAAGACAAGCAGAAAAAUUCUGCUUCAGUUGCCAACUCUGAGGAUAUAAGAAGUGGAAUUCGGCCAUUAGAAGAUACUGUGGUUACUGUGAAACAGGAGUCAUCUUCUCUUCCUUCCUCCCCAUUCAAGACUGACAGGACUGAUUUAAUUUCAAGUGAGAGGAAACUCAGCCUCCAGUCUACCCCAAAUGUCACUAUGUUUAGUACCAGCGAAGGCCAGAGAAGCCUUGACUGUGCCGUUCAUCUAUCUGAAAACAAAGGAAUAUUGGAGAAUGCAGAAGAACAUCCCACCCUGGUUUUAGGCCUUGCAGACAUCAGUGCUCUAGAUGCAGCUACCGAUAGCAGCUAUACAUCAAGCAAUGAGCAGAAUGAUAGCCAGGUGAUGGGGAAGAAAAGAAGAGCAACAGGAGAAGGCUCCUGUCCUGAAAUCCCAAGUUUAGAAAGAAAGACUAAACGAAGGAAGAUCAAAGGAAAAAAAGAGCGUUCUCAGGUGGAUCAGUUGCUGGUUAUUUCCCUGCAAGAGGAAGAAUUAAGCAAAUCAUUACAGUGCGUAGAUGAAAGCCUCCUGCAGGCUCGAGCUGCUCUGCAAGCAGCUUAUAUUGAAGUCCAACGUUUACUUGUACUGAAACAGCAGAUAUCAGUAGAAAUGGGAUCUCUGAGGACACAGAGGAUUCAGAUCCUGCAGGGGUUACAAGACACUUACGAGCCUUCAGAACAAUCGCACUUGCAACAGCCACAUCAUAGCAGCUCAAGUGAAAAAAGCCUUGGCAAGCUCCCUUUGACCCAGGACCCUACAGCUAAUGCAGGUCUUCUUGCUCCUCUUCUGGAAACCGUCCCACCUAUCUCUGUGCAGAUCCCUCCUCCUUUUGCAGCCCCUGUCCAAGAAAAGGCUGAUCCUACAUUCCAGACUGCUAUGAACGUUGCCCCCAUCACAGUUCCUGAUUCAUCCAUACAAAUGAAGAAAGAAACUGUGCUUCCAAGGCUUAGAGAAGAUUGCAUGAAUGUUCCUGAACAGAGUACUUCAUGUUCCCCACAAACAGAGCUUCACUUGCAGGAUAGAAAUACAAAUCAACAGCCUUCAUUGUAUCCAGUUAUCACUGCUAGUAUGUCAUUGUCCGGACUUAUUGAUUUCCGAGAAGCAAAUAAAAAUAUUCAGAAAUCUAUUCCAAAUAUGGUGGGGACAAGGUUAUCUGACCAUUCUUCCCCUACUUAUUCAGGAUCAAUAUCUUCAUUGAAAACCCAAGACAAGAUAACCCCAAUGGGCAGUACCAUAUCUAAACCAUGCACUGGCUCACUUGAAAGCCAGUCACUUAGUUUCAAACUUGCUACAAACGAAAAUGAUAAGCAGGCAACUGAACAGCCUGAGCAGAUGGCCAUCUGUACGAUGGGCACCACAGAAUUCAAAAUAAGCAAGAAGAAGAAAAAGCUGAAAAAAAAGAAAGCCCUCCGAGCAGCCCGUGUUCCUGAGAACAGUGAUACAGAACAGGACGUGAGUGAUUCAAAACCAUUUAGGAAAGUAAAGGCCGUAAAGAUACCCAAGGGAGAAAAAGUAACAACAUCCACCCCUCCAAAGCAAGACGAUGCUCAAGAAAGAAAGAGGAAGAAGGAGAAUGACAGUGACGCAUCUCUUGAAUUUGUGGAAGUCUCUAAAUCUCCUUUGGAAGUGGUGGCCAUCAUCUCCUCGGAGUCGGAAAGUGAGAAACCAGAUAGCCCUUCUAAGAGAGAUACCUUGAGCGCCACAGAGAAAAUUUUGAGAGAGCCAUCUCGGUCGAGCUAUGACGAAGUGAGCUCUACUAGUGAGAUUGGAGUAAACUAUAAAGAUGGCAUUGGUAGAAGUGUGGCUGAGACUCAGACAUUCAUAUCGUCAUUACGAGGAUCAAAAACCUCAUCAGAAGUGUCUUCAGAGCCAGGUGAAGAUGAGGAUCCCACAGAAGGGAUAUUUGAGGGGCAUUCGGCUUCAGUGAAUGCCAUUCAGAUUUUUGGGAAUUUGUUGUACACCUGCUCAGCAGACAGAACUGUCCGUGCGUAUAACUUAGUGAACAGGAAAUGUGUGGGUGUCUUUGAAGGGCACGCUUCCAAAGUCAACUGCCUCCUGGUAAUUCAGACAGCAGGAAAAAAUGUAGCACUCUACUCUGGCUCCAGUGAUCACAAUAUAAAUUGCUAUAACAUCAAAACAAGAGAACUUAUUGAUCAGUUUAAAGUGGAUGACCGGGUGCUUUGCCUGCACAGUAGAUGGAGGAUCCUUUAUGCCGGCCUUGCAAAUGGAAAUGUGAUCACUUUUAAUAUAAAGAACAACCAACAACUUGAGACUUUUGAGUGUCACGGUCCUAGGGCAAUUAGCUGCCUGGCUACAGCACAGGAAGGGGCACGACGACUCCUGAUUGUGGGAUCCUACGAUUGUACAAUUAGUGUGCGAGAUGCCCGAAAUGGACUACUGCUCCGAACCCUUGAAGGUCACAGCAAAACAGUUCUGUGUAUGAAGGUUGUAAAUGAUCUGGUCUUCAGUGGUUCCAGUGACCAAUCUGUCCAUGCCCACAACAUACAUACUGGGGAGCUGGUACGGAUAUACAAGGGGCAUAGCCAUGCAGUAACUGUUGUGAACAUCCUGGGAAAAGUAAUGGUAACCGCCUGUUUAGACAAGUGUGUUCGAGUAUAUGAGUUGCAGUCUCACGAUCGUUUACAAGUCUAUGGAGGACAUUCGGAUAUGAUUAUGUGCAUGACCAUUCAUAAGAGCAUGAUCUACACAGGUUGCUAUGAUGGUAGUAUCCAAGCCGUGCGGCUUAACCUGAUGCAGAAUUAUCGUUGUUGGUGGCAUGGGUGUUCACUUAUAUUUGGAGUUGUGGACCACUUGAAACAGCAUUUGUUAAAUGACCACACAAAUCCAAAUUUUCAAACUCUGAAGUGUCGCUGGAAAAAUUGUGAGGCCUUCUUCACCUCCAGGAAAAGCUCCAAACAGGAUGCAGUGGGACAUAUCGAGAAGCAUGCACAGGAUGAUAGCAAGAUCGACUCAUGACAUUUUUCAGCCUCCCAUAUUGGGAAGUAUUUUUUUAUACACAAGAAAUUUUACAUGCCUUGUCCACCUCAUUCUUUUCUUUUUCCUCCUGUUCAUCCUUGGAGCGCAAAAAGAACACAAGCCUUUUUCUGUUUUGUCUACAGAGACACGAUCUAUUCACAGCUCUGCAGAGAAAGGAAUGACAGAGUCAUGCCAAAAAGCUGUUUAUACCAUUCACUUGUUAGGAAAAAAAUCUACUCUUCCUCUUAUUUGCACUGUGCAAAUAAGUGCAUUGUGCUUAUCUCUUACUAGGUAUUCAGAGUAAAGUUGAAUAAACUUGGGGCCCUACCUAUAUGUGUUUUAACCAUCAGUUUUCAUGUUAUAUGUAGGAUCCCCUGUUAAUGUGUGUUUCUGGCUUUGGAGUAUUUUAAUGUUAAUCAAAACAUUACUGAACACAGGCCAGAAAUACCACCUGAUUAUUGACUUCCUUAUUUU